Messenger RNA from Teleopsis dalmanni, 2658 nucleotides. RefSeq names its product zinc finger protein 813-like. The record is from RefSeq and is a predicted model, not a curated record. The transcript has 2 exons. The coding region runs from base 156 to 2165 and encodes 669 amino acids. Gene Ontology annotation, molecular function: RNA polymerase II cis-regulatory region sequence-specific DNA binding; DNA-binding transcription factor activity, RNA polymerase II-specific. NCBI's taxonomy places the organism in Eukaryota, Metazoa, Arthropoda, Insecta, Diptera, Diopsidae.
AUUUUACUGAUUUUUUGUUCUUAGCGUCAAAAGUUCUUUAGACUUCAGUUGAAAAAUGUUUUUACUUAUAAAAAUAUUAUCAGAAUUGUCUUAAAUUCAAGUAAGUCAACCUGUGACUUAAGGACUUAAGUUUUGGUUAUAAAAGUCCACGCAAAAUGGUAAAGAAAAUUAGAAAAAAAAGACCCAAAGAAAUCCAUAAUGCUAAGGUUCUAAAUAUGGAUGAAAAGGUUGGCAUAUUAGAACCUAAACGUGCACGUUUCAACGAGGAAUUGAAAAUAGAUCCCUCUAAGUUCGCUCAAAAUGCGCAUGAAUCGGUUCAACCUUGUAUAGAAACUUCAGCACAAACUUUAAACUUUAAUGAAAUAAAUGCAAAAUUAAGUGGAUUAUAUGAAGCUGAAAAUACAGACGCUUCACAAUCGGAAAUCGCUCUUUUCAAAAACAAAAGUCAAAAGUCUUACGAAUUAAAAUUAAAAUCUCAAAACCAACUUUCUGCAAACAAUUUAGAUAUUAAAAGUGUUAAUGAUUCUGCGCAUGCUGCUGGGAAUGUUGGUUCAAACAAUAUUGAAUCUUUUUUCAAUACAUCUCUAAACGGUUCUGUGCUACCCUCAGAUACUAUGUGCCCCAACGAAAAUGACGCAAAGAAGAAUACAAGCCUCGCAACUGGUUAUAAAUUGCGAUCACAUAAUAAGAUAUAUAAAUACACUAACAAUGAUAGCACAAUGAAGAAUAAAAGUCUUCCAAUUCGUUUUAACUUGUCUUUGGAUCGCAAAGUAAAUGCAACAACUUAUGUAGAAGAUACUCCUAGCUGCGCAACAUCUUCCAUUAUUUCAAAUAACAACAAUGAUUUGGUAAAUCUUAAAGGGAGCAGUUUUAGUUCACCUCUUGCUGAAUUAAACAUUUCUUCGAAUCAUUCCGAAAAUCAACGAGGCAACGUAUCAUACUCAAGUGCCCUAUACAAUAAUUCUAGUACAUUCACAGGAAUGCCAACUGGGAAUAAUUCUUUUAUUGACUAUUUAGAAAGAAUAUCAAACUCUUCAACUAUACAACAUGAGCCAACACGAAUCAAAAAUUUACUAUGUCCACCUCUUUCUCCAUCUGGAAAUAAUCAAGUUCAACAGAACUUACCAUCAAAUAGUGUAAUAACUGAAUCAUCUCCAAGUAUUCAAGAGGCUCAGGAACUAAUGUCCUUGAUUGUGUUAAAUGUACCGAUAAAAGAAAAUUUUCUUUGUAAGUUUUGUGAUCUCGCCUUUAGUAUUGAAGCGGAGUGUAAACAACAUGAAAAUACUCAUGACAGAAAUAAGCCAUAUGGCUGCCAGUUUUGUACAUUAAUCUGGAGAAAUCGUAGAGAUCUUAUUGAGCACAUUAAAAAUAAUCAUUCGAAAUUAAAAGCAAAUAUAUGUCCGCUCUGUAAAAAGGGAUUUAAUCGUCAUUCAGAUCUGAAGAAACACACUGUGAUACAUACAGGUGUGCGCCCUUAUACUUGUGGUUUAUGCAGAAAAACAUUUUCACGAGACUUUAAUUUACAAAAACACUUUCUACUACACACUGGACAACAUCCAUUUGUAUGUCCAUAUUGUCCGAAGUGCUUCUCCAAUUCUACUAAACUGAUACAACACAUACAAUUUCAUAGUGCUAAAAACUUGUUUGAGUGCAAAAUAUGUAAUGUAUCAUUUUCACAGCAGAAAAAGUUUAUAAUCCAUCAACAAAUCCAUGGAGAUUCGGAUGUAGAAAACAACAAAACAGAUGUCCACUCUGUUGCAAAUACUAGCAGUAAUGCCUCGACUUCAGUGUCAGUUGACAAGUCGGUUUAUGCUCUGAAAAGUUUUUAUAAGGAAAUUAAUGUUCCAGUUCUUCAAAAUUUGGAUACCAGUGACUAUCUUAAAAAACACUCACAGAUUGAUUCAGAUGGAUUUCUCUCUUGUAAUAAAUGUGGCAUGACUUACAAAUGUUCGAAGAAACUUGUACGACAUAUAAUAGAUCGCCAUGGUGAUGCAAAUUCAUUAGCAUUUUUAAAAUGUGGUGAAACUUUCUAUGAAGAUCCAUCACCCGAAAGUAUACUAACUUUCGUUGUAACACAUCCAAAUCUGUCCAUAAAAGAACUUUGCAUGCAUUUUAAUAUAACGGAAGAAGAAGCUUCUGAGAAUAUAAUGACAUAUAAUCCAUAGAAUAACCAUAUAAAGAAUACAGUUUUGGAUAACAACAAUAUGAUCGGUUUGGAAUCUAUCUAUUCAUAAUAUAUGAUAACAUAAUAUUCAUAUAAUUCAUAAUAUAUGAUAAUAUUUGAAUAUAUACAAUUUUAAGUCACUUUUACUCUCACUUGAUAGUGUCAAAUGUAGCUCCCAAUAACUUUAGACUACAAAACUGUGACAUAUCAAUUCACGGCUAAACACAUCAAAAAAGUGACAAGAAAUAUCCAUUAAGAAGUUUAUUAUUAUCGAAAAAAGUUUUUUUGAAAUUGAUUGUAAAUUUAUAGAAAUUAAUAAAAGAACCACUAAGGGAAUAAAUUUUAAUUUAGACAUGCACUCGCUGAACAGGACGUCAGCAAUUUCAAGGAAGUUUAAACAUAGCUCGACGAAUGAUUUGCCGCUAAAGACAAGACGUUUUUCUAGCAUGGUAUUCAUAAAUUGCAAGAAAAUUGAUAAAAUAUGUAGAAACCGA